CCUGGUUUGCCCUGCCUUGCCUGCCUGGCCAGGCGAUGCCGGAGUCAUCGAUGGAGGCGGGCGCCCCAUCGGCGAGCUCUGGGCUCAGCAGGCCUGGGCUGCCGGGGCGACCCCAAGAUGGCGGCAGCAGCUUCGGCGGCGGCACCAGGACCAGGGGAGAGCGCGGCAAGAGUUGUGAGAGUGGCGGCAGCGGCCGGAGGCGCCGAGGAGGCUCCGGCGUGAGCGGCGCCUUCUUCCGCUGGGGCCAUGGCGCGGCGGCCGCGGGGCGCUGCUGGGCGGCCGUGAGGAUGUGCGAGAGCUAUUCGCGGUGGCUGCUGCGCGUGUCGGUGGCGCAGGUGUGCCAGGCGCUGGGCUGGGACUCGGUGCAGCUCUCCGCCUGCGACCUCCUCACCGACGUGCUCCAGCGCUACCUCCACUCCCUGGGCCGCGGCUGCCGGCGCUACUGCGAGCUCUAUGGCCGGACAGACCCAAUUUUGGAGGAUCCGCCGCCGCCUGAUUGCCUUCUGGGAGGAGGGGCGGCGUUCGAGCGAAGGAGCAGCGGGCUUGGCUCGCAGGCUGCAGCUCAGCUACAGCAGCGCCGUCUGCGCUGCCCGCCUUGUCUUCCAGCAGCCUCGUUCGCGGCGGAGGGAGAGGCCGCAGUACCAUCAACGCGGCACGGCGCGCCCUCCGUUGGCCGCUCCGGAAGAACAGGACCGAGAAGGAAGGAGGACGUCGAGGUGUUUUUCGGCCUCGAUGAGGAGAAGGAGCCACUGGGCGCGCCGGGAAGGCAGCGAGGAGUGGAGACAGGAGAGACAGGAGAGAGCUGUGGUGGAAACCCGGGAGCGGCAGGAGGCAAGAGACCCACCGGCUGCAGGCGAGCCGACCCCGCCUUGUGA
This is a messenger RNA of Rhineura floridana, 875 nucleotides long. RefSeq names its product TATA-box binding protein associated factor 3 (gene TAF3). The record is from RefSeq and is a predicted model, not a curated record. Gene Ontology annotation, cellular component: transcription factor TFIID complex. Gene Ontology annotation, molecular function: protein heterodimerization activity. The transcript has 3 exons. Bases 36 to 875 code for a protein of 279 amino acids. NCBI's taxonomy places the organism in Eukaryota, Metazoa, Chordata, Lepidosauria, Squamata, Rhineuridae.